AUGAUAGCGGCGAUGGCCGUCACGCGCACGCGCGCUGAGCGUCGCAAGCGCCAGAAGUUUGCGCCGCAGCAGCCGCUUGUGAUUUCCCAGAGCGAACUGGAGCUCGUCAAGGACAUUGUGUACAUCAACAAGUCAACGGAAGAUGUCAGCAGCAGCAGCUGCUGCAGUUUCGGACCCGGACGCUCUCGUCAAGUGCUGAACGAAGAGGGUAACCAGAUACUCGUCGUGGGCGUGUGUGGAGGCUCUGGCUCGGGUAAGACGACGCUCUCGCGGGCCAUCAUGGGCGAGUUUGGCGCCGACCGCGUGUCGUACCUCUCGCACGACUACUACUACAAGGACUUGGCCCACCUCACGAUGGAACAGCGUGCAAAGCACAACUUUGACCACCCCGACGCACUCGAGACGGACCUUAUGAUUGCACACUUGAGACAGCUGCGCGCUGGCAAGAUCGUGGACGUGCCCGUGUAUGAUUUUAGCACCCACUCGCGCUGCAAAGCGACGGUGUGCAUGAAGCCCAACAGCGUCGUGCUCGUUGAAGGCAUUUUGAUCUUUGCCGACCAGGCGCUCGCUGACCUCAUGGACAUCAAGAUCUUCGUUGAAACAGCUGCGGACAUUCGGCUCGUGCGUCGUAUGUAUCGCGAUAUGAACGAACGCGGUCGCACGGCUGCGUCGGUGAUGGAUCAGUACAUGAAGACCGUGCGGCCCAUGCACAUGAUGUUUGUGGAGCAGUCGAAGCGGGUCGCGGACAUCAUCAUCCCACACGGCGUCAAUUCGGUUGCUCUCGACAUGAUCAUUUCCAAGCUCCACAGCUUCACUGCUGGCCAAAGCUCAUUAGGCAGUAGCCGAUCUGGUAGCGAGCGGUCUGACUCCAUUGCAGAUGAGAAAGAAGUCGAGCGCAUCUGA
Hyaloperonospora brassicae is the source of this 903-nucleotide messenger RNA. The record is from the annotation of a GenBank genome assembly. Lineage: Eukaryota; Oomycota; Peronosporomycetes; Peronosporales; Peronosporaceae.